Messenger RNA from Corythoichthys intestinalis (scribbled pipefish), 3195 nucleotides. RefSeq names its product zinc finger protein 503 (gene znf503). Bases 506 to 2251 code for a protein of 581 amino acids. The record is from RefSeq and is a predicted model, not a curated record. Gene Ontology annotation, cellular component: nucleus. The transcript has 2 exons. NCBI's taxonomy places the organism in Eukaryota, Metazoa, Chordata, Actinopteri, Syngnathiformes, Syngnathidae. Gene Ontology annotation, biological process: negative regulation of DNA-templated transcription.
GUCGCGAAGCGUCAACGUUUUCUACCAAGCAAAGAAACGUGUUGGUUUGAGUUAAGAAAAACUUAACUGCACGUUUUCGGGGUAAAAAACGAGUGAGCGUUCCCAGAAAGCAAACAUUUAAAAUUUGCCACGGGGCUCCUCCCCCUCGUGGAGCUGUCAAGGAUGAUGACGUCACAUCCCCUUGACCCUCCAAUCACCUCGGGCUGCCAUUUGAUUGGAAGGCGGCAAAGGCUUUCAUCUCGGGACUAAUUCAGCUGCCUUUCUUCCCUCCUCUCUCCUUCCCCGAGUGAAAACGUCUCCCAGUCUCCAGUGCGAGACUACACGCAGGAAGGACGCGGACACGGACGCUCACAGCGGAAACCUCUUCUCGCUUCUUCUUCCGCAUCCCUCACCAACAGGAUUAUUAUUAUUACUAUUGCUUUGAUCGUUUUUAGCCUUUUUUGGUGGUUUCCUUAAUGCAUCUGAGCGAAGCAGCAUCGGUGUCCACUUGGCUGACCAUUGGGACAUGAGCACGUCGCCUUCGGCGUCUGUCUUGACGAAUCUCGGUGAGUUGAGCGCAGCCUGGGAGCGAGCCAGUCGUCGGGGAAGCAACGGUAGCGACGAGCCGGCCUCUUCUCUCUUCGUCCGCCAGCAGCAGCAGGAGCAACAGCAGCAGCCGAAGCAGAAGCAGCAGCACUCGGCGCCGCCGUCAGACCCGCAACGGCAAGCCAAGCGACUCCCGGUGAAGGUUUUGAAAAUGCUCACCGCACGCUCGGGACACAUUUUGCAUCCGGAGUAUCUGCAGCCUUUGCCCUCCACCCCCGUCAGCCCCAUCGAGCUCGAUGCCAAGAAAAGUCCCCUGGCUCUCCUGGCGCAGACGUGCUCCCAGAUCGGCAAGCCGGACCCGCCGCCCUCCUCUAAACUCUCCUCGGUCGCCUCCAAUGGAUCUAGCGACAAGGAUUCUAAAUGUGGCCCGUUGAAAAUGAGUGACAUCGGAGCGGACGACAAAUCCAGCUUCAAGCCCUACUCCAAGCCGUCGGACAAGAAGGACUCGUCGGGCGGCGGAGGUACGGACAAGUCUGGUUUCCGAGUGCCGAGCGCCACCUGCCAGCCGUUCACGCCGCGCACAGGCAGCCCCAACUCGAGCUCAUCUGCCUCUCCCAUGCCGGCGGAGGGCAAGUGCGGGGAGCGGGACGAUAAGAAGGAAUCGGACUGCGGGAAAGGCGGCGCGGACGGCGGCUCGGCCACGUCCAGCCACAGCCGGAUAAGCGUGAGUUGCGGUGGGAUUAACGUGGAGGUCAACCAGCAUCAGGAGACCACGCACGGCCCAAAAACCUCCACUUCCUCCUCUGCAUCAGAGUCCUCCCCGGUAACUUCCGUGUCAUCGGCGUCGGUGCUCGGCUCUGGGCUCGUAGCGCCCGUAUCCCCGUACAAACCGGGCCAGACCGUCUUCCCGCUGCCCCCGGCGGGCAUGACUUACCCUGGCGGUUUAGCGGGGGCCUAUGCCGGCUACCCGCAGCACUUCAUGCCGCACGGGGGCAGCCUGGUGAACGCGCAGCUGGCCAGCUCGCUCGGCUGCAGCAAGGCAGGCUCUAGCCCGCUGGCCGGAGCCUCCCCGCCCUCCAUCAUGUCUGCUAGCCUGUGUAGAGACCCUUACUGCUUGAGCUACCACUGCGCCAGCCACUUGGCGGGUGCGGCGGGGGCUUCGUGUACACAUGACUCGGCGGCGGCUGCGGCGGCCGCCCUCAAGUCCAGCUACCCGCUCAUGUACCCCACGCACCCCAUCCACGGAGUGCACUCGUCGACCCCUUCGUUCAGCGGACAUCCCUUAUACCCGUACGGCUUUAUGCUCCCCAACGACCCACUGCCCCACGUGUGUAAUUGGGUGUCGGCCAACGGACCGUGCGACAAGCGUUUCUCCACCUCAGAGGAACUCCUGAAUCACCUGAGGACACACACCGCUUUCACGGGGGCGGAGAAGCUCAUCUCCGGCUACCCGGGCUCGUCCUCGCUGGCCAGCGCGGCUGCUGCGGCCAUGGCCUGUCACAUGCACAUGCCGCCGUCGGGGGCUCCUGGCAGCCCCGGGACUUUGGCUCUGAGGAGCCCACAUCACGCACUGGGACUCAGCAGCCGGUACCACCCGUACUCUAAAAGCCCGCUGCCCACCCCCGGAGCUCCCGUGCCAGUCCCCGCUGCCACCGGGCCUUACUACUCUCCUUACGCGCUGUACGGCCAGAGACUCACCACAGCAUCGGCGCUUGGAUAUCAGUGAGGAGUGGAAACAUACUCACAUAAAGACGUUGCAAAGUUUAUAAUACAAAGAAUGCAAAUAUAAAGACUUUUAUAUUGACAUAUGGGCGGGAUCCGUGGACUUUAAACUGUAUUUAUUUAUAUGUCUGCUUAAAAAAAGACUAGCAGGCUGCAAAAUGGAACAUAUUGGAGCAAGUCAAAAAGUGCAUUAUGUGGAAACAGAGCUAAAGUGGAUGAGCGGAGCACACAGAACUAAUUCAAAGUAGGCUUCCUCAUUUCGAUGUUCAUUUCAAAAUUGCUAUGAUUGUAUUUGUUCUUAUUUAAAAGAAAAAAUGUCUCACUGAGAAAGGAAAAAAUAAUUUACAUGCAUGUUUUUUUUGUUUUGUUUUUGUUUCUUAAGAUUCAGAAUUGUCAACAUUGGAAAUUGCCGUUAUUUUUAAGGUGUAUACCAUGGGAAGAGAAUUGGUAUUUUUUUGUAUGUAUUCUGGGGAAAAAAUAAGAAACAAUUCUGUUCCAUAUCACCGUGUCCCUCAUUGAUUCUAUAAUGGCCAGAUUUUUUUUUUUUUUUUUUUUUUUUUUAAAUUACGUUAAUUCCACAGAUUUCCGUCGAAUUUAAAAGUGUUUGUUGCACUUUUAUAUAGGUAUAAUUAAAAAAAAAUACAGUUCAUUUAACUGAAAGUAAAUAAUUGGGAUACAAAAUUAGUGUUUACAAGUGUGUGUAGGUGUGUGUGCAUGUGUGUGUGCAACUCAACGUUAAAUAAAAUGACGGGUAGAUUUUAUGGUUGAAAAAAUGGACAUAAUAUUUUGUAAGAGUCAUCGAGAAAGUUUAAUACGUCUAUAUAUUGAAAUAUUUUUCUAACAACCAUGUAAAAUUUAGGAACUUAAAGGAACCACAUUUAAAAUUAAUACUUGUAGAGGAAUUAAACAGUUAUUGAUUGAUGAUCUUGCCUGCGUUUAUAUAACUAA